UUUCAACAUUCUUAUUAGGUUAUUUUUCUCUCAAAAUUUUCAUUUUUCAACUCUGUAUUCAGCUUAAAAAUUUGUUGAAAGAAUGGCAGUGGAGACUCAAAAUAUUGCUAGGUUACUAAAUCCAUUGGCAUUUCAUAUACAGAAAUUGGGUCUUGAACUCAAAUGCCCCCUUUGCUUAAACUUGCUGACAAAACCUACAUUGCUUCCUUGUGACCAUAUUUUCUGCAACUUUUGUGUUCCAAGAUCAACCCAAGUUCAAUGUGAAUGCCCUGUAUGCAAACAUCAAUAUGUUGAUCAAGAAAUAAGGGCAGUGCCUCAUAUGGAGAGUAUGAUAGCCAUAUUCAGAAGCUUAGAUGCUACUUUCAAUGCUAAAGUCUUUCAGUUGCAAUCUCCCGAUGCUGGAAGAUCACUAGAGCAGUCUCCCGUUUCUGUUAACGCUGAUGACAAAUCAAGAAAUGAGCGAUCUGUCAAAGCCAUAGUAAGCAGCAAUGAUCCAAACAAGGAAAUUAAUAGGCACAAUGGACAUGGAAUGCCUUGGAAUGUUGUGAAUCAUUUGAGUCACUUUCCUUCUUCUGACAUGAAGGCAGACUUUAAAAGUGCAGAGGAAAUAGAUUUGAAUCAAUUGCAACAGCAGUCACCCGGCAGCUCUCAUUCAUCCGAUAACAACAAAGAGAUAGUUAAAGAGAUCAGUGAACUGAGAGUAAGAAAUACUGAUAUAAAAAGUCAUACUGCAAAGAGGCCUGUAGAAGGUAGCUCAGAUGUGGUUCCAUUUCUCAAAAAAGAAGAUAGCUCAGAUGUGGUUGAAGAAAGGGAUGUGAAGAGGCAAAAGAAACUAAACUAUGGAUUGCCAGAGAUGGCCUUGCAGAGUUAUGAUCAUAAUCACCAAAGAGAAAUUAUUGCUAACUCCGACCGCAACUUGAUAUGUAAAUGGAGUGAAUCUUCUUUUGUUGCUCAUCCAAAAGAAGUUUCAGAUCAACAUCUUUUGGAAGGAAGUGUUUGUGCUUUCUGCCACAAAUCUAAGAUAACAGAGGGAACUGGACCAAUGCUGCACUAUGCAAAUGGAAGGGAGGUGGUGGGAGAUGCUACUUCACUUUUAAAACCAUUACCUGUGCAUAUGAAAUGUAUUGACUGGGCACCUCAAGUAUAUUAUGAUGGAGAGAUCAUAAAAAAUUUGGAGGCUGAAUUGGCAAGAGCUUCAAAACUCAAGUGUAGUGGCUGUGGCCUAAAGGGUGCAGCACUUGGCUGCCUCGUAAAGUCUUGCCGGAGAAGUUAUCAUUUGCCCUGUGCAUAUGAAAUUCAGGAUUGCCGUUGGGAUUGUGACAACUUUGUAAUGUUGUGCCCGAGUCAUAAAUCUGUUAAAUUUCCAAGUGAAAAGUCAAAGUCUAAGAAGCGUGCCAGUGUUGAAGCAUGUCCAGAACCGGCUCCCAUAACAUCUGAGCGAUUGAAUUUUUGGGCAACAUCGUCAAAUGGACCCAAAGAAUGGGUUCUAUGCGGAUCUGCUCUAUCGUCAGAAGAGAAGUAUAUGUUGGUCAAGUUUGCUAAUAUGUGCGGUGCAACUGUAUGCAAGUCUUGGAACCCAAGUGUCACUCAUGUCAUUGCAGCAACAGAUGAAAAGGGUGCAUGCACCAGAACACUGAAGGUUCUCAUGGCAAUUUUGCGUGGAAAAUGGAUCCUAACAAUUGAUUGGAUAAAAGCCUCCAUUCAAGAAAAUUGUCAUGUGAAUGAAGAACCUUAUGAAGUUAGCCUGGACAAUCAUGGCUGUUUUGGGGGUCCCAAAGCUGGUAGACUUAGAGCUUCAUCAAGUGCACCUAAGCUCUUUGAUGGUAUCAAGUUUUAUCUGAGUGGAGAUUACGUCCCAGCUUACAAAGAUGACCUGUUAGAUCUAAUUGAAAAGGCCGGAGGUUCCAUUAUUCACACUAAGGAACAGUUGAUAUGCCAGACCGGUGCUACGCAAGCAACUAACUCAGCUUGUCUAGUUGUUUAUAACAGCGAUCCUCCACGCAGUUGUGCAUUUGGGGAAGAAAGCAACAUUUUGCUGCAACGAAAAGCUAAGGCUGAAGAGCUGGCUAAACAAAUCAGUUGUCAGGUCAUUCAACAUACAUGGAUUCUGGAGUCUAUUGCUACGUGUAAAUUGGUGCCUUUCUGCUGAUCAACGGAUAACUGAAAGGUUUACUGAUAUAUUAGGAAUGAUCCUGCUACUUAACUUUAUUCAUUUGAUAGAUGAGGCUGUUUUAUUGAAUAGUGACAUCAAAAGUGCAGGAUUUUACUUCCUAGAGCUUUUGUGCUAUAAAGUACCAAAACCAAAAGAGUAAAAAGUUAUUUGAUUGUAAGGUAUAAACUUGUUUAGCUUGUGAUGAGUUUAGAGAGUAACAUUGUCAAUGAGGAUUCAUGUAGUUGACUUAAACUUGUUAUGAAUUGAAGCGUAGUUGUUGAGUUGUAA
Lycium ferocissimum is the source of this 2440-nucleotide messenger RNA. Its product is annotated as BRCA1-associated RING domain protein 1. The transcript has 13 exons. The coding region runs from base 83 to 2149 and encodes 688 amino acids. Gene Ontology annotation, biological process: negative regulation of fatty acid biosynthetic process; positive regulation of transcription by RNA polymerase II; double-strand break repair via homologous recombination. NCBI's taxonomy places the organism in Eukaryota, Viridiplantae, Streptophyta, Magnoliopsida, Solanales, Solanaceae. The record is from RefSeq and is a predicted model, not a curated record. Gene Ontology annotation, molecular function: metal ion binding; ubiquitin-protein transferase activity. Gene Ontology annotation, cellular component: BRCA1-A complex; BRCA1-BARD1 complex; plasma membrane.